Molecule: messenger RNA, 897 nt
Organism: Trichechus manatus latirostris (Florida manatee)
Lineage: Eukaryota; Metazoa; Chordata; Mammalia; Sirenia; Trichechidae
Gene: NEURL3
Product: neuralized E3 ubiquitin protein ligase 3
Exons: 4
Coding region: 1-897 (298 amino acids)
Source: RefSeq, a predicted model, not a curated record
AUGGGGGCCCAGCUCUGCUGUGAGGCUGGCGCCGAAGAUCCGCUCGAGACACUUCGCUUCCACCCGGAGGCCAAGGGCGCGCAGGUGCGUCUGGACGCGCGGCGGUGCACGGCGCGGCGGCACGCCACGUUCCAUGACGGCAUCGUGUUCAGCCAGCGGCCGGUGCGGCCCGGCGAGCGCGUGGCCCUGCGCGUCUUGGGGCACGAGGACCAAUGGUGCGGCGGCCUCCGCGUGGGCUUCACGUGCCUGGACCCCGCCCACGUGCCCGCGCCCAGCCUGCCGCCCUUCGUGUGCCCUGACCUGGAGAGGCAGAGCCCCACGUGGGCGGCCAUGCUGCCCGAGGGCUGCGCGCUCGCGGGGGACGUGGUCUGCUUCUGGGUGAACCGCCGCGGCCAGCUCUUCGCGGAGGUCAACGGGGGCCCCCGGAUCCUGCUGCGCAAGGGUGUGCGCAUGGGCGCCCCUCUCUGGGCUGUGAUGGAUGUGUACGGGACCACCAAGGCCAUCGAGCUGCUGGACCCCAUGGCCAGCUGGUUCCCCACCACGAGGCCCUGGUUCCUUGGUGACGGUGACGAUGUUGUGCCUGAGCCUGAAGCAGAAGAGGAGGAGUGUGCCAUCUGUUUCAACCACGCUGCCAACACCUGCCUUCUCCCCUGCGGCCAUACAUACUUCUGCAGCUGCUGUGCCUGGAGGGUCUUCAGGGACACGGCCAAGUGCCCGGUGUGCCGCUGCCAGAUUGAGACAGUGACGCCAGUGCAGGGCCGUCCUGCCGUGAGGUCUGGGGAAGGCUCCUGGGCGAAGAAGAACUCCAGUGUGAGUGGCAAAUUGGACCUGGCCCUGAGCCUGGCCCCUGCAGAGGGAGGGGUGCAGCCCUGCCCUGUUUCUGGAGAAGAAUCGUGA